Molecule: messenger RNA, 523 nt
Organism: Anneissia japonica
Lineage: Eukaryota; Metazoa; Echinodermata; Crinoidea; Comatulida; Comatulidae
Product: probable E3 ubiquitin-protein ligase HECTD4
Exons: 2
Source: RefSeq, a predicted model, not a curated record
GUGUGUGUUAUGAUGUAAUAAAUGAUAUGAUAUGGACCUGUUCAAAUGAUUGGGUUGAUCAGUGGUACAAUCCUGGGCUUAGGGCCCCUCACCAUGUCCACCGUCAACUUGGAGUGGAACCUCCAACUCAACAGCAGCCACCCUCAGAAGAUACAUUACCAAUAUCAGAAGUAAUCAGUCAACUGCUUCUCCAUAUCGGAAGUACCUGCUGUCACAAGGCUCAUAGUGAUCUUCUGAUGACAUCUCUUGGACGGAUCCUGCUUGGACAGCAAGCGGUAGACAUGCCAUUCCUGAUUAGGGUUCAACAGAUCUUGAAGAUUGCUCUGGACAAUAAAAACAUGCAAACGGCUCAAUGUAUGUUGAUGGUUUUACAAGUGGUCAUCAAGUCAUCCAUGUUUAAGAGGAAGAGUGAUGUGGAGAUUGAACUUCUGCAAAAGAACAGAGCAGCUCUCUGGCACAUCUUGACAGCCAAGGAUGACCACAUUACGGAAGGAGCACAGCAGGAAGCCUGUCUUGUUCUCAG